GGUAGUCGAGCGCGCGGCGUCUGCUUGUGUGAGGGCGAGGGGCGGGACAGUCAAUACUCCAUUUACUUCGCCUUUUUUCCCGUCCCCGCGCCGCCCACGAGUCCUUCCCGCCCCCGUGUGUGCCUGCAGGAGGAGCCUAGCGUGUGCCAGUCAAGAUGGAGGUGGUACAAGAGAAGAUGCACAGGCUCAAGGACCUCUACGACUGGGGUCUCACCAUAGCAGUCACCCAUUUCCUUCCCUCGCGUCCAGAUGAUCGUGUCAAAGGCUGGCCACUCAUGUCGUCGCCUCUCCCCACGCUGGGCAUCACGGCCGCCUACCUCAUCAUGGUCAAGUUGGGGCCGAGGCUGAUGGCACAGCGGCCGCCCUUCCAGCUCAAGAUCCCGCUUAUUGUCUACAACCUUGCUAUCAUGCUGCUUAACCUCUACAUCGGCGUGGAGCUGGCCAUCGUGUCGGUGCGGCUGCAGUACAGUUGGUUCUGCCAGCCCGUCGACUACUCCACCAACCCCGACGAGAUGAGAAUAGCGGCAGCCCUCUGGUGGUACUACGUGUCCAAGCUGGUGGAGUUCAUGGACACACUCUUCUUCAUCCUGCGCAAGAAGACCAACCAGCUCACCUUCCUCCACAUCUACCACCACUCCACCAUGUUCUGCCUCUGGUGGAUUGGCAUCAAAUGGGUGGCCGGCGGAUCCUCCUUCUUGGCGGCCAUGAUGAACAGCUUUGUGCACGUGGUCAUGUAUGCUUACUAUGGCCUCUCUGCCUUGGGCCCCUCCAUGCAGAAGUACUUGUGGUGGAAGAAGCACAUCACCUGCAUCCAGCUGAUCCAGUUUACCAGCGCCGGCGUCCUGGGAGCGCGGGCCAUCGUGGUGGGGUGUGACUUCCCCCUCUGGAUGCAGUACGCUCUCGUCGUCUACAUGAGCAGCUUCAUCGUGCUCUUCGGACAGUUCUACGUCCAGGCAUACAGGCUCAAGCAGAAGAAGCUCAAAGGCAGCAAGAAUGGCACAGCAGGUCAGCAUGGCGGCUCCAACGGCAUAGCCCACAAUGGCGUGCCCUCGGCCAGGCAGCAGCACCAGGCCAACGGGGUCGUUCGCCAGGACGGACAGGCACACAAGGAGGGAUCCGGAAGGAGGUCAGGCGGCAACAGCGGCGGGCAGCGGGGCGGGCAGCGGGGGGGCAACGCGCGCACCAGAGCCCAGCUGCGUCGUGAGGGCCGGGCUCGCCAUGACUCCUAAUGCUCCACACACUGAGCUCUCUAGCGAAGGGGACCGGGCAGUGCAUAGGCCAGGGCGCUGCUGAGUGGGUAAUGCUCGAGUGUGUGUGUCUGUGUGUGUGUGUGUGUGUGUGUGUGAAGUCUUCGCUGCCAUACAUAGGCCAGUCCUAGUUUUCGUCAUGCCAUCAAUACCCAGAACUCCUUUUAAGUGUCAUAAAGAAGAUGAGUCAAUAUGGGGACCGAGUGUUAGUCAUCCCGUUAGCCAUAGUCGUAGCUCUAGUCACGGUACUCAAGGUGAAGCGAUGAAGAUGAACGUCUACUCAUUAUUGGUUGUUGUGUUGAAGAGUGAGCCUAUUUUAUUAUCAAGGCUUUUUAUCACUUGUUACAAACACCAAAUAGUGCAUCAAGACUACCGGUGGACAUUCCUUAACAAUGGUCUCACUACCAAAUGUUUGCUAGUCAGAAAGAACACAACAUGACAAGUAUAUAUAUGUAAGACUUUUAUAUUAUGGGUUUUCAAUGGAUUUUUGUGUGUGUGAUCGUACACUCUAUAUAGACCCUGAACUGCACAAUGUUGGGAGAAGAACAUGGACAGUGGUGUGAUGCAAGCUGUCUGGAACCUAUUGUGUGUUUUCAUAUAGUGUCGGAUGCUUUUGCCCACCAGAAAAGAGGAUUGUAGAUAACACUAUACAUAAAGAGGAUGAUAUUAGACACACUUAGUUGAUCUCCAAGGCACCGUGUGUUUCCAUAAUGUUUUGAAUGCUUUUAACCAUCAGGAAAGAAGACUAGAUAAUGCUAUACAAGUAGAUGAUAUGAGACACACAUUGUCGUAAAGGUUGUAAGAAGCUUCGACUGCUAUUUCUUACGCUGUGUUGCUGUUGUGGUGUUUAUGACAUUCCUCAGGGUGACAAUACCCAAGUGAUUUCCAGUAGUAAGUAUAUAAAAAUAUAACAAAUAUAAUGGCAUUACUUAUAAGCUUCAUGAUCUCUCUAUAAGAUGAAGUAUACCAUGAUGGAGUUGAAGAUCACUGCCAUAUCAAGUUUUUUACUUCACCGAGUGUGUGGUUAUUGCUGCACACGACGCUGGGUUGUUCCCGUAGUGAUCUCUGCGUUUUUAGAAGAGGUUACUUAGACAGACGAGAGGCACAGUGAAGGACAGCUUCUCUGUCUGAACACUGAGCUGUUUGAUUUACUGGAUUUGAUUUAUAUUAGCUGCAUCGUGGUAAAUAAUUAUGUGUUGAGUGACUCUAAUGAUGGUGUGUGUGUGUGUGUGUGUGUGUGUGUACACUGGCUGUAUUUAGUAUUAUCUGUUUUCAUCUUGGUUAACUGCCAGAAUCUAUGGCAUGUAUGUGCAUGUCUUGUCUAUCAAUUUGCUUAUCUAUCUUUCCAUCUUUAUCUCUUUACCAACCUCUGUCUUUCCAUACACUCAUCUAUCUAUUUCCCCAUCUGUCUAUUCAUUGUGACCCUCACACAGGCAUUGGCAAGUUUGUUGAUGUGGAAUUCAAGCAUAAGAAAUAGAGCUUAGUGCUUGUAGCACAUGUCUUCCCUUGACUUAGGAAGACUUUAUUUAUAAAGCCAACCAUGUGAAGAUCAACUGUGUGAAGAUUGCCUAGGCUGUCACCCUCUAAAAGGUUGCCCUUGUUGCUAGUUUUCCUUCAUGCCUUUAUCUGUUAACAGUGGCAGACCAAGUGAUUGGUCUUGCUGCUGUUACACUUCUCAAGAUACUGCCACUGUGCAGGACUCUUAGAAUCAUCAGCUGUUUGAAGAGGACCUUAAAGAGCUGAGGAGUGCACUGUUGAGUGAUGGUAUGCAGCUGGACAAAGUUUGUACACAAGACAACCUUGCUUGUUUGAACAUCUGAAUGUUUGGCAAGUGCUUGAGGCAAAACUUGGCCCAGCUGCAUAUACAUGUUUAUAUUGUUGAUGUGUGUUAAAGGUUGAUGUUAAGAUGUCAUCAGUGUGUUGUUAUAUACUGAAGUAGAGGUUGAAAUACUGAAGCUAUUCCACACUGUUGACUUGAAGGCCUCUGAGGCAACCUAACCUCAUGAAGAAUGAUAUUAACAGAUGUUUAUUAAGUGGCAGUGAUGCUGAUGCCAAGCAGGUGUUCUCCAGUGUCAUAAAUGAUACAUAGUAUUUUCUCCCCUGUCAUGUAUUGUUACAUUAUUGUGCUGGGCCAGUAUGACAGACCCUUCACAGCACCAGAAGGCUCUGUGGUCACUCACUGUUGAUUUAAGAUGUACAUCCCACAGCCAACCUGAUUUAAAUAUCACAUACCUGUUUACUAUCACAGCUUUCCCAAAUGAAGACUAUUCACAGGUACAAAAUGAAUCUCUCCUUGCAGUGGUACAGCCCUUGAGGAACUGCAUCUGUAAUUCUUAUUGGACUUAUUAUUGAUGUACAAAAGUCAUCUCCUUUACUCUAAAUAUCUCACGUUGAGGGGAGUUUCCUGUGCAGUAGUCUGGCAAUAAAUGUGUGCUGGGAACACUCCAUUCCAAAUUGGGUUGUGAAGUGUUGGCUCAAGGCAGAGUGAGGAACAUAGGAAAUAGUUACUCUUUAGACAUCUUAACCAAGUGAUUUCAGGAUUAAUUGUAGCUGAUCUCAGAGACACUGUUGGUGACGUGUUGUGACAUGUUGACUAGACGAACGGAUGACAUUGUAAAGGAGCAUUGGAGUUGAUGUCUGGAGUUAGGGAUUCUCUGCUCCUUGUGUGGUGUGCUGUGCAGGGAAGCAGCGCAUGUGUGUGUUGUGGGCUGAGAGGCGGUUAUGAUGAGAUUAAGCUAGAGUUUAAGUUUAAGCGCAGAGUGUAGGAUGUAGCGAUGCAGUAUUAAUGAUUUGCUUUGUCAUUUCUUAUCACUGACUCAUCUCAUAGUCACCUCAACUCAUGGCCAGUAUUAUUGUUGUGUUGAAUACCUUGAGACUCAUAAUAUAAGUUGAGUCUUUUAAUGUUGAAUGUGAUUUUUUACAUAUUUAUUCUGUGAUGUGUUUUGAUCAUGACUUUUAUGUGUGGUUUAGAAUUUCUUUUCAGUAAUAUGGUAACCUUUGAUGAUUUAUUUAUUCAAUUUAUUUUAUUUAUUUUAUUUAUCUUAUAUGAAGGUUUACAUGGAACAUUAUGUCUCCUGAGGGCUUUGUGAGUCACUCUUUUCAAUGUCCUUCAUAUCACAGACAUUCCCUCAUCCCUCAGGGUGUUGCCGGAGCCACCAGUCAGUAUUUCAAGAACCAUUUCAUAGACAUUAAUGACGUACUACUUUUCAGCCAGCAUCUCAGGAUGUGCUAAAGAUAAUGGGUGUGAGGUGCAGCCAGUAUUGUUACUUUAAGCUUAGUUACUAAGUGCUAGAGCUGAAAUUUAUUACUAUUUUUAGUACCAUGAAUGUCUUUUAGUCAUUCUAAAUCAAAAUGUUUUCAUAAUAGUUACAUACAGAGACUGAUAGUUUAUGUUUGAAGGCUUUGCAUGUGUUGGGGAAACCAUUAAAGUAGUGAUUGUCUAAGAAAUACAUGAAAACGAGGUUCCCUCAAAGAGAUCCCACAAAGAAGAGAACCUUGUGAUUAUCACAACACUGCAGGGGAGCUUAGGGUUGUGUAAAGAUUGAUUCAUUCCACUCAUAUGAAGUUAGACACUCCCAUGACAAGGCAGGACUUUUUACCACUCAUAGAAGUGGUUUUUCUUACUAGUGAUAAGCAUACAUUAAAUAAUGUAUCUUAGGGCUUUUUAUAUGCCGUGUUUGAGUGUGUCUAGUGCAAGGUUAGUUAACACAAGCAUCAUCUCUCACCCCUCCCUCCUUAUGCCCUCAUUAUGACGUAACCUUCAGAGGGAUGAAAAGCAGACAUGUCGGACAAGAAGACUGAGUGAAGCCGUGAAGUGUGUGUAAUGAGGAUGCUUUCUUUGAGGGGCUUGGAGACAUGAAUUCACGGCAAUGACAUAAUUGAGCUGUGUUUGUGUGCGCGAGUGUGUGUGUGUGUGUAUGUGUGUGUGUGUGGUGGAGUUGGCAAUGCUUGUAGUGGUGGUGCUGCUGGUGGUGUGGUUGGGAAUGAAGGAGGAGGAGGUGGCAGAGAGGAUGGAUGAAGGAAGUGAAAGGAAGGAAAGGAGCGUGGAGCCAUGCAGUCACCGCCCUCGGCAUAAUCUCUUGUCCUUGUCUGUCUGAGUGUCUGUGUCUGUCUGUCUCGUCUGCUUUCCUAGUCCGUUUUUUGUAACUUUAAGAUCAUCUCCUUCUCAAGCAGCAUGAAUGAGAUUGUUGGUUAAGUCUCUGCAUCACUGUUUUUUUCUACACUAUUACCCUCAUCUUCACGGCGGUGAUGUGAGCUCUUCAAGGCGAGGGUGCAGGCCAGUUUAGACGAUUGGGUGUUUGUGUGUUAACUCUAAUGUGUUGACUCUAUGAUAUACUCUAAUUACUCUAACUAGGCACAUAAGCUCCGCCCAUCCAACGCCAUCCAGUCAGUCAGUUAAGCACAGCCACCAAUGAGAGACACGCUUUCCCUGCAUCCACCAGUCACAUCUUGAGUUGGAGAAGGGUUGUGGCUUGUGAACUGACCAAUGGCGUACAUACUGGGCGAAAGGGGGCGGAGCUAAUUUGCCAAGUUAGUUUGAAUGGAGUAUACCAGUAUUUCUUUAGGGCUAUCAAAGCCAUCUUGUUAAAAAGGCUUGUUAAUAGAGGUAAGGUUCUCAGUGUUAAGCUCAAAAAACAUCUGUAAUUGCUCUUUCUAUUGUUAAUUUCUAUGGUUGUUUACCUCCGAACGUAUAUUGGUCUCGAGGGAACCGUGUAUUGAUAUAUAAUGUUGAUACUUGCCAGAUAUGUAAAGCCGUCACCCUCCUCCUCUCCUCCAGUACUAUUCUCCUCCCUGCUUGGUUUUCAGUAUUGUGGUAUUGUAUCUAGUCAGCAGCGACAUAGGUUUGUAGGAGGAAUUAAAAGCAUUGAUUGUGA
Eriocheir sinensis (Chinese mitten crab) is the source of this 6121-nucleotide messenger RNA. Its product is annotated as elongation of very long chain fatty acids protein 4-like. Lineage: Eukaryota; Metazoa; Arthropoda; Malacostraca; Decapoda; Varunidae. Gene Ontology annotation, molecular function: fatty acid elongase activity. Gene Ontology annotation, biological process: very long-chain fatty acid biosynthetic process; fatty acid elongation, polyunsaturated fatty acid; fatty acid elongation, monounsaturated fatty acid. Gene Ontology annotation, cellular component: endoplasmic reticulum membrane. The record is from RefSeq and is a predicted model, not a curated record. The transcript is spliced from 9 exons. Bases 156 to 1229 code for a protein of 357 amino acids.